AUGGCCGAUAUCAACGUCUACAUUACAUCCAAUAUAACCUCCUCAGAGAGGAGAAUCUCUCCCCAGUGGGACCUCCACUACCUCAAGUCCAGACUUGAGCUCAUCACAGGCGUCCCACCCCAGUACCAAACGAUACAAUACUACCCAUUGCCCAAUUCCAACGACAACAAGGUGAUUUCUGAUGCUGAGGACUACAGCGAGGCUAGAGACAAAGCGCAGACCGUGGCACACUUGAAUAUAGUGCCGUUGAGUCGUUUACACGUCAUAGAUACCAACCCAGACUCGGAGCUCGCACAUCUCGAAGAGGACAACGAAGGCGAGGACUUCGGAUUCAAGCUCAGUGAAGAAGAGUACGCAAAGAAGUCGGGAACUGUAUUGAGCUGGAAACAGAGGAACCAACUCGGGAGAUUCAACCCCGAGUUCCAGGAACAGAAGGCACGCCAGCAAGAGGAGCAUCUCGAGGCAUCGAAGUCGUUGGAGGUAGGCAAGCGGUGCAGAAUAAUCACUAUCAGCUCCGAGAGAAGAGGCAUCAUCAGAUACGUGGGCAAGAUCGAGACACUUGAUCAGGGCGAAAGUGUGUGGGUGGGGGUGGAGUUUGACGAGCCUGUGGGCAAAAACAACGGGACCAUCGACGGCGUCCGGGUGUUUGAGUGCAGAGACAAGCACGGGAGCUUUGUAAGGCCCAAGCAGGUCGAGGUGGGCGACUUUCCCGAGUUGGACCCGUUCGACAGCGACGACGAGAUGUAG
Molecule: messenger RNA, 747 nt
Organism: Suhomyces tanzawaensis NRRL Y-17324
Lineage: Eukaryota; Fungi; Ascomycota; Pichiomycetes; Serinales; Debaryomycetaceae
Exons: 1
Coding region: 1-747 (248 amino acids)
Biological process (GO): cytoplasmic microtubule organization
Cellular component (GO): microtubule plus-end; nucleus; cytoplasm
Molecular function (GO): microtubule plus-end binding
Source: RefSeq, a predicted model, not a curated record